Salvelinus sp. IW2-2015 is the source of this 2650-nucleotide messenger RNA. RefSeq names its product dnaJ homolog subfamily C member 16. NCBI's taxonomy places the organism in Eukaryota, Metazoa, Chordata, Actinopteri, Salmoniformes, Salmonidae. The record is from RefSeq and is a predicted model, not a curated record.
CACACUGGAUGCAGUCCCAGUAGGUUAUCAUUUACGGAGGAGAGAUAACGUUAGAGAGCUCGGAUGAUGCUUCAAAUCACACAUUUUCCAUGCUUUUCAUUCGCAGAAAAGCAGUGACAGAUACAUUUUAGAUGAAUGUGACAGAAGAACAGUUGAUCCAUCCAGAUUCUUGAGACAAAAACACAUGGCAAGAAGAACAAGGAUGUUUUUGACAUUUCCUGGUAUAGUGGUUGUCUGUCUGCAUCUUCUGGGUGGCUCAAUGGAGACAGCCAAUGAAGUAGACCCAUACAAGAUUCUUGGAGUGACCAAAAGUGCAAGUCAAGCUGAAAUCAAGAAAGUGUACAAGCGCCUAGUUAGGGAAUGGCAUCCGGACAAAAACAAAAAUGAAGGCGCUGAAGAUAUGUUCAUCAAGAUUACCAAAUCUUAUGAGAUAUUAUCCAAUGAGGAGAAGAGAACCAACUAUGACCGGUAUGGCCAGACUGAUGACACCCAGCCGUAUGGUCAUGGUCACUAUGGUCACCGCCACGACCACUUCUACUUCGACGAGUCCUUCUUCCACUUCCCAUUCAACAAUAAGGGCAACCGGGAGUUUGCCGACAGCAAGUACGCUCUGCACUUCAACCAGUAUGUGAAUGACGUGGUGCCUGACAGCUAUAAGAGACCGUACCUGAUCAAAAUCACAUCCGACUGGUGUUUCAGCUGUAUCCACAUUGAACCGGUCUGGAAAGAGGUUGUGUUGGAGCUGGAAGCCUUGGGUGUGGGGAUUGGUGUGGUGGACGUUGGUUAUGAGAGACGUCUGGCCAAUCACCUCGGUGCUCACCGCACCCCGUCCAUACUGGGGGUCAUCAACGGGAAAGUGACCUUCUUCCACUACGCUGUGGUGAAGGAGCACCUGAGGCAGUUUGUGGAGGACCUGCUCCCUCAGAGACUGGUUGAGAAGGUUACAGACAGAAACGACUUUCAAUUCCUGAACAGCUGGCAUGAGCAGAACAAGCCGCACGUGCUUCUGUUUGACCAAGUGCCUGUAGUUCCACUCUUGUACAAGCUGACUGCUUUCGCCUAUAAGGAUUAUGUUCAGUUUGGAUACGUGGACCAGGGCCUGUCAGAGACUGCGAACCUACUGAAGCAGUUCAACAUCAACACCUACGCCCCCACCAUGCUGGUCUUUAAGGAGAGUACAGACAAGCCUGCAGACAUUAUACAGGCUAAAGGGAUGAAAAAACAAAUCGUCGAUGAAUUUAUAACAAACAACAAGUUUCUCCUCGUCCCUCGACUGGUGAACCAGAAACUGUUUGAUGAACUUUGCCCUGUGAAGCAGUUCCACCGACGCAGGAAGUACUGUGUUCUACUGAUCACUGGUGAUGAGGAGUCCUAUACCAUAGGAAACCAGGCCUUCCUCACAUUUGCCUCUACCAACACUCUGGAGGUGGUGAGGUUUGCCUACGUCUACCAAAGACUGCAACAAUCACUGUGUGAUAUUCUGCUGAAGACUAAGGACAGCACACCUCCACCACCACAGGUGUUCAUCUUGGAGCGUCGUAACCCAGCAGGGAAGGUCCUGUACAAGGAGGUGGCGGGUGGUUGGAAUGGUACUGAUGAGGAUAAACAACGUCUGUUGGAUGAGCUGGAGAGGCUGCAGAAAGACCCCUCCAUCCUCAACUACGACGCCAUGCUGCCGGAGCUCAACAAUGAGUUUGCCUCUAUGUUUCUUAUUCGAUGGAUCUAUACAGCAUAUGAUUACAUUUCUGAAAUCCUUGAUGAUAUUCUUCAUAAUAAUUGGCGUGAGAUGAUGCCCCUCCUGUCAUUGAUAUUCUCUGCCUUAUUCAUCUUGUUUGGCACUGUGGUGGUUCAGGCCUUCAGUGACUCUAGUGAAGAUGGCAAAUCCAAACCAAAGGCAAAAGAAGGAACUAAGGCAGAAAAUGGGUCACCGGGUAGCAGCAGCACCUCAAGUCGCCCACCGAAGAAGAACUUUGUGGAGGUGACGGAGCUGACAGACAUCACAUACACCAGUAACCUGGUGAAGCUGAGACCAGGCCAUAUGAACGUGGUACUGGUGCUCACUGAUGCCACCAAGAACGUCUUACUCAGCAAGUUCGCCAAAGAAGUCUACUCUUUCACCGGGAGCCUGACUCUGCACUUUUCCUUCCUGAAUGUGGACAAGCACAGUGCAUGGAUGGAGACGCUGCUGGAGUUCGCCCAGGAUGCCAUGCAGAUAGACACUGACGAGGACGAUGGUGCCCGCCACAAGAUAGACUACACGGGCUAUGUGCUGGCACUCAACGGCCAUAAGAAGUACCUCUGCCUCUUCAAGCCUGUCUACACCGGGGAGGAAGGUGGGUCCUCUGAGGAGGAAGGGCCCGGGGGCGCUACUGGGGGAGGGAAGAGGUCUAGGUCCGGGUCCAGGGACGACCACCCACCACGCAGGUCUACGCCCAGGUCCCGCUCCACCGCCACACUGCAGAUCCACCACAAACUGGACCGCCUGGGGCUGUGGAUGGAGAGGCUUAUGGAGGGAACUCUGCCCCGGUACUACAUUCCUGGCUGGCCGGGCCUGGACAAGAUCACAGGCCCCAAAUAGAAAUCGUGUCAAUUACUGUACGUUGUGAAAAAAUAUCCCCAAAAAGAUAUGCUUGGAAGUCUGAGAUGCAUU